Molecule: messenger RNA, 1158 nt
Organism: Papaver somniferum (opium poppy)
Lineage: Eukaryota; Viridiplantae; Streptophyta; Magnoliopsida; Ranunculales; Papaveraceae
Exons: 1
Coding region: 1-1158 (385 amino acids)
Molecular function (GO): nucleic acid binding; RNA-DNA hybrid ribonuclease activity
Source: RefSeq, a predicted model, not a curated record
AUGAUAUGGAGUAGUGAUUUGAAAGGAAAAUUUUCAACAUCUGCAAUUGUGGAAAGAAUAAGGUCAAGAGAACCUAAAGUUAAUUGGCCUGCUUACAAAUGGAAACCAUUUCUACAUCCGGCUACUGCAAGCAAUAUUUGGAAGAUCCAACACCAAAUUUAUGUGGAUGAUAAAGUGAUGAUGAAAAAUGGAUUUGAAAGGGUAUCAAGAUGCUGCAUAUGCACUGCAGAGCACGACUGUAUGGACCAUACAUUGUGGGAAUGUAAGUUCAGUUUGAAUGCAUGGGCUUGGAUUUGUUCAAUUUUUGAUUUUGAGAUCCCUCAAUCUUUUAAUGAUGUCUGCAAGUCAGCUCAACACAAGAGUCCCUUAAUUAGGGAAAUCUGGAUGACUGUUGCUUGCAAAAUCAUGAAGGAAUUGUGGUUUCAAAAGAACAAUAAGCUCUUUGAAGAAAAAUCUCCUCAGUUCAAUGAAUUUAAGAGGAAAAUAUGGCAAUCUGUGCAUGAGGGUGGUUUCAGGAUGAAAGGCACAAAAUGGGGACAGAUUUAUGAUCAGAAUAUUAUUGAUCUCUUCCAACUGGGUGUUAAACAUAUCAAAUACAAUUGCAUCAGAGAAUGCUAUUGGGAAUCUUCAAAUCAAAAUUUUGUUUUAUUUUGCUGUGAUGGCUCUUCAUUGGGUAAUCCAGGCGCAGCUGGUCUUGGUGUUAUUGCUAGGGAUUCUUCAUGUGAAGUUAUUGGAACAAUGUCAGGGGGAGUAGGAAAUGCGACAAAUUAUAUAGAAGAAAUCCUUGCUGUGAUUUCUGCUCUUGAAUGGGCCUUUGUGUUGAAAGCUCAAAAUGUGAUAAUCAGGUCAGACUCAAAAACUGUUGUUAAUGACUUCUGCAAUAAUUGUAUUCCUUGGAUGUUUAGAGCAAGAUGGCUGAAUGCAAAGCAAAACCUGGAGUGCAUCAUAUUUCAACACUGUUUUCGUGAAGUAAAUUUUUCUGCAGAUGAUCUAGCCAAAAGAGGAGCAGGCCUGAGAGAUGGUGAAAGAAUAAUUCAUACUGGAAGGCCCAGUUUCUUAAAAAGAAGUAAAAUGCCCAAUGUUGUUUAUUAUAGGUUAAUCUUUGGAGCACUUCUUGCAAUUUUCGUACCUGUUAACUUUUUACUAUCUUCAAAAUGA